Molecule: messenger RNA, 789 nt
Organism: Drosophila kikkawai
Lineage: Eukaryota; Metazoa; Arthropoda; Insecta; Diptera; Drosophilidae
Source: RefSeq, a predicted model, not a curated record
CCAUGAAAAUGCUCUGAGCCCACAAACACAAAACACACGACGACCCAUAAACGGAAAAAAGCGGAGAGUGGGCCAUAAAAAAGGUUUGGCUGCAAGUCAGGCCUAAAGCCCGUUCGCUUUAUGGUCAAUUAGAGAGCAACUCAUUUGCAUUUUAGCUGGGAAAUGGCCAAGUGCGAAUGUCUCCUGGUUUUAGUGAUGCUGCUGCUGGGCACAACUCAAGCCUGGAAAUGCCUCUACGAAGAAUUCAACUUGGAUCCCGAAAAGAUGAAGGGCGGCUGGUAUGUUUAUGGGACAUAUCCGGAGAAGAUUCCCAUGUGCUACUUUGAAGAUUUGGAUCCCUAUUGGACGCGAAUCACCCAGACAGACUACUCUAGCUACGCUGUGGAACUCCAUUGCAGCCUGCCCUGGAUGCGUCCCCAGAUGGCCAUCUAUACCCGUGCUAAGAGGCCCACAGCGGAUACCCUCCGCGAGAUAGAUGCCUAUCUGCAGAGUGUCCAGCUCACCAGAGACCAGUUUAUUCUUAUCAGAAAGACAAGAGGCUGCAAGAAUGUCAAGCAUAAACCCCUGCAGAGCUGGCACUUGUCCAGCUACACGUAUCUCAAGUACCAUCCGCAUAAUAUCAAGCCCUUGAUAAAGAAUCCCAAUAUCUGAGCCACUCUUUCUUCUCUCUCAGUUGGCUCCAAACUUUCUUUACCACGAAAAUUUACAUAUGCAAAAUUUGGUAAAAAUAUGCGAAUGUCUCUGCAGACCGACCCUGAAAUGCUCUGCAGAGCAAUUAAAAUCGAUGCU